AUUGGAAGCCAUUCUGCUUGUGUCUCAUUCAGAUUGUUAUAUUCGAUGUGAAGGCAUCAAAUAUUUAACAUUUACACUAAAUUUUCUUUUGAAUGGUUCUCUACACCAGUGAUUCAGUUAGUUUUGAGAUUGAAAAAUAAAAAUGUUGUGGAAAAAGGAUUGUAAACAGGUACAAGAUCGUGGAAACGCGAUGUACACUGAUCUAUUGAAUUCACAGGGGCUGGAAAGAAUUUACGAACGCCACAAAGUCUCAUGCAUACAAAUGAAAUGUGGAUAUGGGCCAUACGAAAAAAAUUCAAAAGAAGCAUUGAGGUUUCGACAAAAAGGAAAUGCCGUAUUUGGUGAGAAAAAAUGGAUGCACGCAAUAGAAUGUUACAACAAAUCAAUUUGUUUUGCUAAAGAUGGCUCCGAGCUGAUGGGAUUAGCAUAUGCAAAUCGAUCAUCGUGUUUUUUCAAUUUGAAAAUGUAUCGAAAUUGUUUGAUUGAUCUCGGGCAUGCCAAAGAAAACCACUAUCCAGCCGAAAAAAUGGCCAAAUUGGACGAACGAAAAGCCGUCUGCUUGCGUAUGAUGGAGGAGGAGAUCGAUAGAAGUGAAGCGUAUCAUGCAAAGCUGUGCUAUGAACCCAACGAAAACUUUCCGUGCUUUGCCAAUGUUCUGAAAGUUGCAAACAACACUAAACAUGGACGACAUGUUAUUGCGAUGACAAACAUUGAGGUCGGCAAAACGGUGAUGGUCGAUAAACCAUAUUUUGCUGAGACAAUCAACCAGAAGUUCCAGCGAUGCAAUAUUUGUUUGAAGACUGAAACAAAUCUGAAACCAUGCAAAACAUGCGUGUACACAAUGUUCUGUUCACAAUGUGAAGAAAAUGAUUUGCACAAAAUCGAAUGCGCCGUCAACCAAAUUCACUAUUCAACACUUGGAUUCAUCAGUUUUCGAAUGGUCGUUAUUCGUUCGAUUUUGAUCGCACUAAAUACAUUUUCUGGUAUCGAUGAAUUGAUUGCUGGUGUUGAAGAAAUGUUGUUAAGUGACGUAACCGAAGUGCCCGAGUCGUUGUCCGAACCGCAAACAAAGUAUCGAGCAUUUUUCAAACUGUGCCCAAACCCAAAACAACAAACUGAUGGCGCACUUCAACGAAAAGUUUAUCUUAUUUACAAGUUACUGAUGGAAAGUGCUGAGUUUGCAAAGAAGUUUAAUUCGGACGAACACAAACGUUUUCUGAUGCAUUUGAUUGGACACCACAUAAUUAUCAUUAAAGAUUUUAUUCGGAAUGAUCGAUACAAAACCGGCACACAAGGCGUAUUCGGCGAAGACAUUGAAGUGUACUAUGAACACUGCAUGAGUAUUCCUGCGUCGUAUUUUAAUCAUUCGUGUGCUCCGAACGCUUACAUUACAUCCCAAAAUGGGUCCACAGUCUGUGUAUCGGUUCGACCAAUUCGAAAAGGUGAGGAACUCUGUGUAGCAUAUGACGAACAUGUUUUGUUGGAGGAGAAGGCAGAGCGUCAGCAAAUGAUACAAGAGAAAUUCAAGUUCCAGUGCAAAUGCAAACGAUGUGAAUCACCACUAUUGGAAUUAUUAAGUCGCAAACCGAGUUUGCGAAUCCUUUCUGAUUGCAACUACCAAUCGUUCAUUGCCGACUUGAAUGCUAUGGACGACGUAAAAUCGAUAAGUCGCGACCAGCAAGAAUCAUUGAAGUUGAACAUUUUCAGCCUUUUGAAAAAGUAUAAGAACCACAAUUGGCUCUACGAAAUAUCUCGCAUCAUUUACAGUUUGUACACAGUGGCAUUGAUUGAAUCCGAAAGUCUUGAACGUGGCAUGCCCUAUGUUGGACGCGUAUUGAAUUUUGAUUUGGAAUGAAAUAGAAACAUUUCUGUAAACUAUACACAACAUUUUU
Messenger RNA from Contarinia nasturtii (swede midge), 1892 nucleotides. Its product is annotated as SET and MYND domain-containing protein DDB_G0273589-like. Bases 143 to 1855 code for a protein of 570 amino acids. Gene Ontology annotation, molecular function: protein binding. NCBI's taxonomy places the organism in Eukaryota, Metazoa, Arthropoda, Insecta, Diptera, Cecidomyiidae. The transcript is spliced from 2 exons. The record is from RefSeq and is a predicted model, not a curated record.